Pezoporus occidentalis (night parrot) is the source of this 2704-nucleotide messenger RNA. RefSeq names its product SH3 domain binding glutamate rich protein like 3 (gene SH3BGRL3). Gene Ontology annotation, cellular component: cytoplasm. NCBI's taxonomy places the organism in Eukaryota, Metazoa, Chordata, Aves, Psittaciformes, Psittacidae. The transcript is spliced from 3 exons. The record is from RefSeq and is a predicted model, not a curated record. The coding region runs from base 1573 to 1854 and encodes 93 amino acids.
CAGGCUGCAGAGGAAGCAGAUUGAUGCUGAAGUGCCUUAAUGAGAAACCUCCUAUCCCCAUGCUAAUGCAUCUGCUGGCAAGGGGAGAAACUGCUGUUUCUUGUAGCAGCCUCUAGAACCAUCCAGAGGCUCUGCACUCCGGGUGACCUGCCCAGGGCAGCUGGGAUGUGCACCUCUGCUUGGCCCUCAGCUUGCUAGGGAGAAAGCCAUUCUGGUCCUACCACGGCAGGAUGGCACAGCUGGAUCUGAAAGCUCUUCCUGCUGCCUGCAAGGCAGUGACCACUUGGGUUUUGUUGUAGCCAUGCCCCUUGAUGUCUGGGAACUCCCUGCUCUUCUGCUAAAUAAUGGGAUUUCUAAAUAAAUCUGUAUGGGAUGUGAUCUGCUUUAUCACAACCCUCAUUAACCUAGUGACAACUCCACAGCACUUGCUUGUGCCAAUGCUGUGGUGCUGUCGGUGGAACUUACUUGGUUUUCAGCUUGAGUUAAGAGCAGUAUAGUCAGUCAGCUGUACUGCAGGAGAGAAAAUACUGCUGAAACUUCUGUUGGUUGUUUCUUGGUUCAUGUUGGGGCUGCAGGCCCUAGGUUUGGGAGAAAUGCUUUUGGUGUUCCUCUUUUUUUCUUUAAGACCAAAUCUGUUUUGUUCUUAGUUCUUUGUUUGGCCACCAUGGGUGAUGGUGGCAGGGAGGUGGUUAGUUUGCUGUCCUGAGCUACCCCCUGCAUGGUACAGGGAGAGAGCACGGUGGUGUCUGCCCUGUUCUGUCUGCAUCGGGUGUAUUACGUUUCAGACUGUUUCUGUUCCCAGGAUGCUGCUGCCAUGUACUGAGCUAAAUGUGGGCCAAGACUGUUUCCUAAGGUCGUUUGUCCUGGCUGCUGGGAGCUCUCUAGGCACUGGGGUGCAGAGCAGCACCAGCUGUGAGUCGCUCUCUCCCUAGGGUGCUGUUUGGCCCCAUCCCCUUUCCCCAGUGUAGGGUGCAAGAUCUAAUUCCCAGGUGCUGUGCAGGGACACGAUUGCCCUCUGUGCAAUGAGAUCGUGGCUGAAACCAGCUCAGUUGAUGCGCGGAGCCUUCUGCCUGGCAGUGUCCCAGCAGCUGGGGGACCCAGGGUUGCGUGUUCUGCUCUCCUCCUCCUCCUGCAGACUGGACCCGUGUGGCAGGUGGUGACCGUCUGCUGUACACGGCUGCUGCUCUCUGUGCAGGGGAAACUCGGGGCCUCUUCUUUACAGAGCACCCCAGAGAGGGGCAGCAGGACCGCAUUCUCACCCCGUCUGCCUGUUUGCCUGCGUCUCCCCCAUCGCGUCGGGCGCUGUGUAUUUCUACCGGCCUUUGUCUCGCCCGCUUGUUUGUACUGUUUUGAGUAUAAAAUAAAGCUGCUCUGCUCCACCCGUGCGAACCAGUCCUGCUCCGGGGGCGGUGCGGCGGUGGCUCCCCGGGGCCGGGCCCCGCCGAUGCCGCAUGCCCGGGCCCGUCGGCCCCAUUGGUCCCCGCAGUCACAUGCAGGGCGGCGGCGGGGCCGCCCGUUCCCUUCCUCCCUCCCUCCGCCAGGCUGAGCGCAGGGAGCGGCCGCGAUCGCAGCAUGAGCACCCUCAAGGUUUACAGCACCUCGGUGACCGGCUCCCGGGAGAUCAAAUCCCAACAGAGCGAAGUAACCCGAAUCCUCGAUGGGAAAAACAUCAAGUAUGAGCUGGUGGAUAUCUCCCAGGACAACGCUCUGCGGGAGGAGAUGAGGGCAAAGGCCGGUAACCCCAAAGCCAUCCCGCCCCAGAUCGUCAACGGAGACCACUACUGUGGGGAUUAUGAGCUCUUUGUGGAAGCAGUGGAGCAAAACACCCUGCAGGAGUUCCUGAAGUUGGCCUGAGCCCCGGGCUCCCCUUUCAUCCUGGACUCUACCUGCAUCCCUGAGCACCCUCAUCUCCGACCACCUUCACUUCCAGGUUGUCAGCGCUGUCCUGGCACCACGACCUAUAUAUCCCAGCACAGGGAAACCCAUGACCAAAACUACUCAUUGCAGCUGCCUGCGAUUCCCUCCUGCCUAACCCUGGUAUCAUCUCAGAGGGAUCCAAAGAAAGUCUGACGCUCGCUGCGCAUGGCCUGUGAGCAAAGCUGGGCCUGGCUCACGGCAGCUUCCAGUGCCUCUGUACACAGCAAAGCCUCUGGGGCUGUGUGAAGUGCAGCCAUCUGUCAGCCCUCGCCUCUGCAGGGAGAGCUUCUGCUUCAGGAGGGAAGGGCUUAGGGUUGAUGUUACUUCCCACUUGUCCCAGUUGCUGUUAAAUUGUAAACCCUGCUGCCUCACUUCCCUUUUUUAUUUUACUUUUGUUUAAUUCAUCUCAGCUGCACAGAUUAUGGCAACUAAGUCCUUUUUUGGGGGGUUUGUCUUAAUUUAAUGCAAAAAUACUGCACAGAACUGGGGUCUGAGCAUCCACCAGAGAGGCCCAGGGCUGGGGUGAAGGCUGGAGCUGCUCAGCAGGCUGCAUGGGGGGAUGGAUGGACCUAGAGGUGGGACCUGUGCUGCUCUGGUGCCAGGGCUCCCUGGUGAGCGUUAAUGGCUCAGGGCUGCUCCAGCACAGCUGAUGCUCGGUUGUCUUAUCUUUCCUCUUUAAGUUGGCUUUUGUUGCAACCCGGACCAAGUGCAUUUUGUUUUCCUGCCAAAAAGGAAGUUUAUAACCAGUGUUGUCUUUCAAGAUGCUAUUAAAUGUUACUGUACCUUU